UUCGUUUUUGCACGCCUCCCCCCUUGAAUGCCCAGCUCGCAGACUGGCGGGUCUCUUCUCCAUCUCCCCCUCCUCUCUCUCUCUCUCUUCACCCCCUCUUUGGAUAUUUUUCGCCCGGGAGUUUCCGCACGCGUCCGCUUGCUGGCCUCCCGCUUUCCCCUCUCUCUCAAUCUCUCUCUUGUCUCCUUCCUCGCAGCCUCCUUCCCUCCAUCCAUCCAGCCCCGGCAGCGAGGAGGAAAUAUUACAAUGUUGCAAGCUGACGUAAGGACAUUGCGAGGCGAGGGCUACAUUUCGGCGUGUUUAUGAAAAAGCCAGCCUCGGUACUGUACUGUCACCAGGGGGCAUGCCGUAGGAAGAGGAGGAGGAGGAGGCGGCGGCGGAGGAGGCGGCAGAAGCAGCGCGCCCCGCAUUUGGGAAUCAGGACCAUCCGGCAGCCGAUCGGGACCGAGAAGAGAGAAGGGAAGGCGGGGGAAAUCCACGCCAAAGGCAGCCAAGCAGGGGAGCCAUGCGGGCAAACUUCGGGCGGAUUUUCGCCCUGACAUUGGCCGCCCCUCGUCCUUGAAUCGCGCACCUUGGAUUUGUUUUUGCUGCUGCUGCUGAUCCUGCCGCCGCGGCGUCGCCGUCUCCCUCCUUCCCUCCCGCCCCCCCUCCCCUUCUGCCUCGGAUCGGGCCUGGAUCGGAGGAGGAGAAGGCGCCUUCCUUGCCUGCCUGCCUUCCCCGCCUCGGCUGGCGCUGCCGCCCCUUCUGCUCCCUCCCUCCCUCCUUCCCUCUCUCCCUCCCUCCGCGCCUCGGGAGUCCGGCGUUGUUUUGAAGGGAGCUAACAUGGCGACGGUGCCCGUCUAUUGCAUCUGCCGGCUGCCCUACGACGUAACCCGCUUCAUGAUCGAGUGCGACGCCUGCAAGGACUGGUUCCACGGCAGCUGUGUUGGUGUAGAAGAAGAUGAGGCACCAGAUAUUGAUAUCUAUCAUUGUCCAAACUGUGAGAAAACCCAUGGUAAAUCAACUUUGAAAAAGAAAAGAAAUUGGCAUAAGCAUGACACAGGUCCAACUACAGAAGUCAAACCUGUACAAAAUGGUAGUCAGGUCUUCAUCAAGGAACUCCGAAGUCGAACAUUCCCAAGUGCUGAAGAUGUGGUAAUAAAAGUGACUGGAAGCCAGUUAACAGUUGAGUACAUGGAAGAAAAUGGAUUCACGGAGCCUAUUCUUGUUCCGAAGAAGGACGGUUUGGGCAUAUCAGUUCCUGCACCAACGUUUUAUGUCAGUGAUGUCGAAAACUAUGUCGGACCAGAAAGGAGUGUAGAUGUCACAGAUGUCACCAAACAGAAAGACUGCAAGAUGAAGCUAAAGGAAUUUGUUGAUUACUAUUACAGCACUAACAGGAAACGAGUCCUCAAUGUAAUUAACUUGGAAUUUUCAGAUACAAGAAUGUCCAGUUUUGUAGAAUCUCCUGACAUAGUCAAGAAACUCUCUUGGGUACACAAUUUUUGGCCGGAUGAUGCUUUGCUGGCAAAACCCAAAGUGACCAAAUACUGCCUGAUCUGUGUGAAGGACAGCUAUACAGAUUUUCACAUAGACUCCGGUGGAGCCUCUGCCUGGUACCAUGUCCUAAAAGGAGAAAAAAUAUUUUAUCUCAUCAAACCAACCUCUGCAAACAUUUCCCUUUAUGAACGCUGGCAGUCAGCAGCCAAUAAUAGUGAGAUGUUUUUUGCUGAUCAAGUGGAUAAAUGUUACAAAUGCACAGUGAAACAAGGACAAACACUUUUUAUCCCAUCAGGAUGGAUUUAUGCAACUUUAACUCCUGUUGACUGCUUAGCUUUUGCAGGACAUUUUCUACAUAGCUUAAGUGUUGAAAUGCAGAUGAGAGCCUAUGAAGUUGAAAGACGAUUAAAAAUUGUCAGUUUAACCCAAUUUCCUAACUUUGAAACGGCAUGCUGGUACACAGGAAGACACAUGCUUGAAUCAUUCAAAGGAUUGCACAAAGCUGGAAAGCAGCCUGCUCCUCAUUUAGUCCAAGGAGCAAAAAUUCUCAAUGGCGCUUUCAGGUGUUGGACGAAAAAGCAGGCUUUAGUAGAACAUGAAGAUGAACUCCCAGAACAUUUUAAACCAGCACAACUCAUUAAGGACCUUGCCAAAGAAAUAAGAUUAAGUGAGAAUGCGUUGAAAGUCACUAAACCUGAAGUGAGUGCCAGUGUGAAUGUUGAAGAGGUCAGCCCAGUGGAGAAAGAAGAAGCACCAUUGCCAGCACCAGAGACGCCCCCACCGCCUCCUCCCCCACCAUCACCACCUCCUCCUUCUCCACCAAUUGAAAAAGUUCCUAAGAAGAAGACUCCAAAAGCAAUGAAAACACCUAAGCCCUCCAAACUGGCCAAACCUCCAAAGCCCCCCAAACCUCCAAAGCCUCCCAAGCCUCCCAAACCUCCGAAGGUACCAAAAGUAAAGGGGGAAGGAAAGAAAAAAGGCAAAAAAGUAAAAGAAGUUCCUUCUCCACCAGCCAUUCCUAACUUGGACCUUCUUGAGGCUCACACAAAAGAAGCCCUAACAAAAAUCGAAACACCAAAGAAGGGAAAGGCUGCUAAGAAUCCUGUGAGUCCCCCUACUAAAGAACCAGUAGAAAAGCAAAAUGAGGUGGAAAAGUUUGAAAUUCGGGAGCAGAACAAGACCAAAACAGAAGCAAAGUGGAAAUAUAAGAACAGUAAACCUGAUUCAUUAUUGAAAAUGGAGGAGGAACACAAGUUGGAGAAAACACCAUUAUCUGGAAACAAAGACAAUAAAUUUAUGUUUUCAUUUUCAAACAAGAAACUAUUGGGUUCAAAGGGAGUGAAACCUCAAUUGAAUCCUGGCAUAUUUGGAUCCCUGCAAAAUUUUAAAGAAGAUAAAACAAAGCCUGUGAAAGAUGAAUAUGAGUAUGUUUCGGAUGAUGGAGAACUGAAAAUAGAUGAAUUUCCAAUUAGAAGAAAGAAAAACACCACAAAAAGAGAUUUGUCCUUUUUAUCAGACAAAAAAGAAAUUGCACAGUCCACACCAGUGAAGAAGCCAAAGGUAGAAUCUGCAUUGUAUAAGAGUGAUGAUUCCUCAGAUGAAGAUUCCCUCCACAUUGACACGGAGGCCAAGCCAGGGCGCAAUGCAAAAGGAAAAAAAGAAACUGGAAGCUCAGCAGGCAUCCUGGAUCUUUUACAGGCAAGCAAAGAAGUUGGGGGUUUAGAGUAUAACACCAACAGUCAGCCACCUGCAUCUCCCAGCACACAGGAAGCCAUCCAAGGAAUGUUGUCCAUGGCAAACCUCCAGUCUUCAGAUUCUUGCCUACAGCCUUCGUGGGGCACCAACCAAGCCAAGAAUAACUCUAUGUCUGCCCCAAACUCCAAAAAAACUGGAAGUAGCAACAACAAAAAUGCAGGCAAGAGGUUACUCAAGAAGAGCGCAAAAAAUAACAUUACAAUUGAAGACUAUGACGAGGACCAGGACCAUUUAGAUGCCUGCUUUAAAGAUUCUGAUUAUGUGUAUCCCUCCCUUGAAUCAGAUGAAGAUAAUCCAGUAUUCAAGUCCCGAUCAAAGAAGAGGAAAAGCUCGGAUGAUGCGCCAUAUAGUCCAACAGCAAGAGUUGGUCCAUCAGUUCCUCGACAAGAUAGACCUGUCCGAGAAGGCACAAGAGUUGCAUCAAUUGAAACUGGACUGGCAGCUGCCGCCGCCAAGUUAUCCCAGCAGGAGGAACAAAAGGGCAAGAAGAAAAAGAACGCCAAAAAGAAAUUAUCACCCAACAAUGCAAAUAAACUCCCCCAGGAAAGCAGCUCUCCUGAACCCAAGCUGGAGUCCCACAGCAGUAGUUUAGCAGACCACGAGUACACAGCUGGUGCAAGCACAUUUGGGGUGGCCCAAGUAAACAGAGGGCCUCAGCCCAUGGCUCCAGGAGUUUUCCUUACACAGCGGAGGCCAUCAUCAUCAUCACAGAAUAAUGCAGCUGCCAAAGAAGUAACACAAUAUUUUCCACAGGGAAACGUACAAAAAAAGGCAUGGCCACGGCUAAGCAAAGGCUUGGGAAGAUUUUGAAAAUCCAUCGGAAUGGAAAGCUUCUCCUUUAGAACGCAGCCACAGUUGGGACUGUAUCCGAGUUCAGAAUUCCCUGAGCUGACACUAACUCUUCAACUCUUGAAGGACCGCAGUAGUAUUGGGUGACAUCUUAGGGACAAUACCAGUUAACUUUUUGCCACCACUUUAACAAAUUCUUUUUAACUUUCAGCAGUUAAACAUGUACAGAAUACUGCUAUAAAUAUUUUUUAAUAUAGAUGUCCUUUCUCAAAUUGCUGAGAGUGACUAGUUCGCAAAAAGUUAAUACUCCGAGAUGCUGAGGAUCAUUCCAGUUUUAGGAAAGUAUCCCUUUAACUUGUUUAUAAGUGAAGAAAAAGCAGUUGUUUUUAAAAGUAUGCACAUUAAUUUUCAGUUACACUUCAUUUAUCAAAGCUGUACCAGUUUUAAAGAGGUAUCUGGUUAAGUGGCAAGAGAUGAGAGAUUUUUUUUUUUUAAAAAAAGCUCUAGUUAACUUGACUUGUAGAGAAAAGUGAUUUUUGCCAUUAUUGUGUGAUAAUACCUUCAAGAAGGAAAUUGCAUAAUGCAAUAUUCAGUUUUCUUUACCCAGAUCAUGCUAAAUAUGUUUUUACUCAAAACAAGAAUUGAAAUUGCACUUCAUCACCGCUAAAAAUGUCCCCUGUAACCAGACAUCAAAUGGCCAUGAGUGAAUUUAUUUAUUUUAUGUGCAAUCCAAGAUUGUUUCUGGAACAUAAUGGAUCACAAAUCAGAUCCAAUUGACUAUUGAUUUGGGCAAGGUCAAAUAUUCUCAUGCAGCUCUUUGAGAAAUCAGUGGGAUUUUUUCUGUUGAUGUUUGACUACAUGUUCACAAAUAGAUUUCCAAUCUUCCUUGUUCUUAUUUGUAAGGGGUUUGCAGUUUUUAAAGCAUUAGUUUGCAUGUUGUCCAUGCUCAUCUCUGCUUUCAUCACUGCAAAUCAAUAUGUAAUAAAAGUAGCCUUGUCGAAGCUUUUAAAAAAUAUACCCUUUAACAAUAUCUCACAAACUGAUACACAUAACUUGGGGAGGGGAAUUAUUGGCACUUCAGCACUGUCAGGUCUCUGUAUCCACAGAGUCUGCAUCCACAGGUUCUACUAUUCAUGGGCUGAAAAUAUUCAAAAAGGAAAUUCCAAAAAGCUAACCUUGAUUUUGCCAAUUUAUAUAAAAUAUACCAUUUUACUAUGCCAUUGUACAUAUGAGUAAUAGAACGAUAAUCCUCCACGGAUUUAGGUAUCCACAAGGAUCAUGGAAUGAAAUCCCACUGGCUAGGGUAUUACAGGCCUACUGUAAGAUCUGAAAACAGUGACUAUGUUUGGAGGCAGUUUUAAGAAAUUAUCAUCAGCUGUACUAAGUGGGCUUAUUUACAUGAUAGUGGAAGCAGAGGCCUGUUCUCUCCUCCUAGAUGUUGGUAGGUCAGGGUUCUUGUUUUGGAAUGAUGUCCAUUGUUAACUAGAGUUGAGAUGUCCAUGUUAUAUUGAAACCAAUUUGUAUGCCGAGAUCCCAUGCUCUGCUUGCAGUGUUUGAAAUCAUGGGGAAAAAAACUUUUGUGGAAGAGAAGCCAAUAGUUCAGUUUCUCACAAAGACUGGUUUAUUGGACUACAGGCAGAUCCUGUGAUUUUUCUGCAACAUUAUCUCCUGAUUUGGAUCCCACAUGCAAUGGCAGUUGGUUGCUUUGAUAUUUGUUGGAUGGGUUAUAUAGUUUGAACUUUAAGAUCACUAUUGAAGGUGGUGAAACUAGGCCCAGAGUACAUUCAGCACCUUGGACAGCUUCUUUAAAUUCAGACAAAAUCCAGAGCAAAUUCACUACCCACUGCCACUACCAACACCUUAGCCUCCCCUUUUCCAUUAUUAUUAUCAUCACAUUAGCAUGAGAUCUCACUGAGUAGAAAAGGCAAAGAUGUCACAAAGGAAAUAUGAUAUCUUCUGCUCAGAGCGCUAUGCAUGAAGACUUAGAAAUAAGUUCUACUGCAUUCAGUAGAGUUUAAUCCCAAGUAAGAAAGUAGAAGAUUGCCAUGUUACUUGGUUAGCUUCUAGCUUUUUGGAAACUUGUUCCUUAGAUUGCUAUUACCUUGCAAUGAUUUUUGAACUGUGUUUAAUGGUACACACAGCAGUUCAUGAGUGCACUAUCGUUGAUGCAAUCAUUUUCAAAAAGGCACUAAUUGACUAGGAUAUCUUUCCCCCCAGAACUUGCUAUGGUAUUUUUCAAUAUGUACCUAAUGAUUUAAUUGGUUACAAAACAACGUUGCAACCCCUCUUUGUUGUCUGCUGUUUUGUUACUUUUUAAAAAGAUAAGAAAAUGACAGAAUUAUUAGCCCUCCUCCCAAGAAAUGAGUAAGUCAGUCAUUAUUGUGGUGGAUGGAAGGAAUGUUUAAACCCCCGGCACCAAAGCAAAGUAAUGCCCAUUUUUAAAUAAAAGAAGCACCAUAUUAACCCCCCACCCCACCCCCAAGGUCUAUACUGAUUGCUAGUCGAAUGUAGAGAAGAUCCAUUGAAUACUUUGCUGCAUGGUAACUCCUAUGCAAGUUCAAUUGAUUCAGUGGGCCUCCUUUAGUCAGGACUAGUAACUGGAUUUAGGCCAGUAUGUUACAGGGAACAUAUGUGAGCUACUUAGCCAGGUACUCCCAGCCUCCUCCUCUCCUCCUUUUUUCCAUUCAGCCUUGAUCAUGUAUAAACCCAAGAAAUAAAUAAGCAAAGUUGUCUUAUGACAACCAAGAAUACAAGCAAGCACAUCAUCUUCUCAAUUCUCUGAUCCUUCUUUGGGGAGGAGGAUGUCCAGGCAGCAAAAAUGUGAGAUGACUGAGCACAAGCUCUUUGAGGCUUUUUCAAAAAAGAAGAGGAAAGCCCAUAAACCCAUUCAAUACCUGAAACAAAAUGGCUCACCGUCUGGGCAAGCAUUGAGCCCAAGGCAUGUGAUGAAAGGACAGACUGUGUGGUUCUGUCAGCAAUAUGCCUAAGGCUUCUGGCAUCCAUAUCAAAGCACUUCCUAUCAGAUGUGUUCAUCUGAAGGAACAAGGCUGCAGUGUUAAGAUGAGAGCCAAGCUUAUUGACAGUUUAACUGGAUACUUGUUGUCUCUUCACUCUCUUAGUGUUUGGUGCAGAGUGUGUUAUUUGAAAUCAAACCUGCUUGUCUGCAUAUCAACACUUAAGGAGUUAAAUUUGUUUCUCAGGCAAUCUCAGGUUUUCAUUUAUAGAUAUGUUUCCUAAAGCAUAUUUUUCAUAGAAUGUAGCCUGUAAAUAGCUUUUUAAAAUACCUUCUUUUUAUAAGAGCAAAUUAUCUUUAGGCAUUUCUUUCUAUAGAAUAAUUAAUUAACCUUUAUACAAGUUUUUUGCUGAGUAUUAUGAACAGUUGUAUUUUAGGUUCUUGACUCUAACAGAGAAACUUUGGGUUUAGUCCUUGUUUUUGUUGUGUUAUAUUUCCUUUCUUAAAAACUAAAAUUUGGCAUUGCCUGAAAAACAAUGAAAACUUUUGUGCAGCCUUAUAAAGAAUCACUUAUUCAUACAAAAUAAAAAAUGAUCUAUUUAAGACACAUUAUGAAGAAGAAUCUUCAACUUUAUGAUACCAGCUCCUUGUUUCAAUUCUUGUAUUAUGAGGGGAUACAAUUAUUUUAUUAGCACCUUGUGAAGUGUUUCUGUGUUUUGUGAUGAUGUAAUUUAUUAAUGUUUGUAGCUUUUUAUAUUUGUACAUUUCUUAUGAGCUUUGUUUAUAUACACAUUACCUGGAUGUGAUGUCCAUGAGGAAAAAAAACAGCUACAGAAGACAACUGAGGCCUUAUUAACUAACCUUUCUACAGUAAUGAUGUUGAGGCUGGGUCAGAACUCUAGGAGACAAAAACGUUAGUUGAAUAGGGCCCCAGGGUUAUGGCGAGCAGGUUUUUUUAAGCUUCCCUAGUAUCUUGUUCUUGUCAAGCAUUUCUAUAAUAUAACGCAAACAUCAUGCUGGUUUUUUUAUUAUUAUUAUUGUUAUUAUUAUGAUUAUUAUUUUCGCAACAUGUACAUUUCUAACAAAGUUUAUUGUGGCUAUCUAUUACAGUGUUUUAUUUACUGAUUCAUAUCAAAUGCUCUUGUAUCAAGUUCAUGAAAUCUAAGUAAACUUAGAUCAAAAUUUUAAAAGUAAAAUAUUUCAGGUUUUGUAUA
Molecule: messenger RNA, 8190 nt
Organism: Anolis carolinensis (green anole)
Lineage: Eukaryota; Metazoa; Chordata; Lepidosauria; Squamata; Anolidae
Gene: phf2
Product: PHD finger protein 2
Exons: 23
Coding region: 823-4044 (1073 amino acids)
Biological process (GO): protein demethylation; regulation of transcription by RNA polymerase II
Molecular function (GO): histone demethylase activity; transcription coregulator activity
Source: RefSeq, a predicted model, not a curated record